Acomys russatus (golden spiny mouse) is the source of this 1160-nucleotide messenger RNA. It is a transcript of the gene Zcrb1, whose product is annotated as zinc finger CCHC-type and RNA binding motif containing 1. The record is from RefSeq and is a predicted model, not a curated record. Gene Ontology annotation, molecular function: RNA binding; zinc ion binding. Bases 186 to 839 code for a protein of 217 amino acids. Gene Ontology annotation, biological process: mRNA splicing, via spliceosome. The transcript is spliced from 8 exons. Lineage: Eukaryota; Metazoa; Chordata; Mammalia; Rodentia; Muridae. Gene Ontology annotation, cellular component: U12-type spliceosomal complex.
GCCCCAGACCCGGAGACGUCCAGCCCUCAUUCGUGCUUCUCUCCCUACGAAACUUGAAAGACGACAAAGCAGGGUUGACUACCUGAGGCUUUUUAAAUAGCCCUCCCAGCAGCCCAGCGUGAAGCGCUCUUCCGCAUUCCUGCCUCGAUUGUCAUUCUUAGUGCACAGACUUUGUUUUCCCAGAAAUGAGCGGUGGCUUGGCUCCAAGUAAGAGCACAGUUUAUGUAUCCAACUUACCCUUCUCCCUGACAAACAAUGAUUUAUACCGGAUAUUUUCCAAGUAUGGCAAAGUUGUGAAGGUUACAAUAAUGAAAGACAAAGAUACUAGGAAGAGUAAAGGUGUUGCAUUUAUUUUAUUUUUGGAUAAAGACUCCGCCUUAAGCUGCACCAGAGCAAUAAAUAACAAACAGUUAUUUGGUAGAGUAAUCAAGGCGAGCAUUGCUAUCGACAAUGGAAGAGCAGCGGAGUUCAUCCGAAGGCGAAACUACUUUGAUAAAUCUAAGUGCUAUGAAUGUGGGGAAAGUGGCCACUUAAGUUAUGCCUGUCCUAAAAACAUGCUUGGAGAGCGUGAGCCACCAAAGAAGAAAGAGAAGAAGAAGAAAAAGAAAGUCCCUGAACCGGAGGAGGAAAUUGAGGAAGUGGAAGUGAGUGAAGAAGAUGGGGAGGACCCGGCUCUGGACAGUCUCAGUCAGGCCAUAGCGUUCCAGCAAGCCAAAAUUGAAGAAGAGCAAAACAAAUGGAGACCCAGCCCAGGGGGCCCCUCAACCUCGGAUGAUUCUAGACGGCCACGGAUAAAGAAAAGUGCAUAUUUCAGUGAUGAAGAAGAACUUAGUGAUUAAAAUUGUAUUUAUUUUGUAAAUAUUCCUCAAAUAAAACCUUAUUGUACCAAAUACAGUUGUGGAUAGACACUUUUUUUUUUUAAUAUUUGAGAAUAAGAACACUUAAAGCCAUAUAGUAUUUACUCUAAUGUAGCUCAAAAGAAGUUUUCCAGUGAUUUUGAAGUGCCAUGUUUCUAGCUUGCCUCAGCACAGUGCAAAUCCUAAAUCUGAAAAUCCAGUGUCUAGAGUGCUCCAGACUUUUAGCACCAGCAUGAUGCCUCAAGUGGAACAGUGAAACUGCUUUACUCACAGCCUUGUUAAAGACUAGAGAGGCGCUUAUGG